UUUAAAACCCCAAAUCUAUCAAACUCAAGGUGCAGCUACUUCCUCCAGUUUGCAAAAUGCGUCUUUUCACUGUUCCCAUUGCAGUUCUCUUGUGCUUAUUUCAGAUGAUCCUUACCAGUACAGUUCCCAACUCAACUCAAUUGCAAAUGGCAUUCCUUUCUCAACUAGAGCUUGCUGGAUGCGCCGGGCAAAUCGAGUAUUGGGCGAACUAAGCGGCUCUCCCUGCCCAUUCGCUGCAUUUGGCACUGCUGUCGUUAAUCAUACUGAUAAUGAUGGACUUGGAGAUCUGAUAUGUAUCGGGUUUAACCAGAACCGCCAGACCGGAAACCCGUCCCUACACGGAGAAAUAGCAGCCAUCACGAACUGCACAACCAUUCGGUGGGCGGGGUUUAAGGAAUAUGUCUACGGAACCUCAAUUGAUACGUUAGUCCGGAAAGGCUGGUCCCAGAUCCAUAUAUCUUCAUUGGAGGUUUUUCGGGCUUCUUUGGACUUGAUGUCUCCUACUGUCUUGAUUGGGGAUGUCCUUGUGAAUGAGACCGAUCCAUACUUCUUGUGGCAGUUUGAUCCGGCUUAUCCUUACCCUGAUGACUGCUCGCAUUCUGGUAAUGGCACUAGGUGUCGGGUUUUUACAAGGGAGGAGUUGAGAUAGAAUGUAUGUCAGAAAUAUGGAUUGUGUACACCCCUGUUAGGGUUAUGCUGGGUCUAUGCGAGAUAUGCACUCCGUAGUCAUAAGUAGUAUGUUAUGUUUUUC
This is a messenger RNA of Aspergillus caelatus, 751 nucleotides long. RefSeq lists its product as uncharacterized. NCBI's taxonomy places the organism in Eukaryota, Fungi, Ascomycota, Eurotiomycetes, Eurotiales, Aspergillaceae. The transcript has 2 exons. The record is from RefSeq and is a predicted model, not a curated record. Bases 179 to 649 code for a protein of 156 amino acids. Gene Ontology annotation, molecular function: catalytic activity.